GGAGGGAGGGAGGGGGGUAUAAAAGGGCCCCGCUGACCAGGAGGGUCCGGCAGAGAUUUUGGGAGAAUUACGGAACAGGUCCAGUGAAGCCACGCCAUGAAGGGCCCUCUCCUGCUGCUGUUGGUGCUCCUGGCGCUGGUGGCCUCCUUCGCACGGGCCGAGGCGCCGGCGGAGGAGUCUCUGGUGGAGAAGGUGCAGGUCUACGUCCAGCAAGUGGCCCAGAAGGCCCAGGAGCACAUGGUCACCCUCCGGGAGUCUCCAACCACCCAGCAGGCCAGGGCAUGGCUGCAGGCCGGCUUGGCCCAAACGCAGGAGUACUUUGGCCAGUUGAAGGACCAGCUGGCCACGCUCUGGGAGAAGACCACGGCCGGUGGCGCAUAAGGACGACGUGAAGAGCCAGGGGUCUCCGGGGCCGUCUCCCCCUCCCCAGACCCUCCCUCCCUCCCUUCCUUCCUCCCUCCCUCCCUUCCUUCCUUCCUUCCUUCCUUCCUUCCUUUAUUCUCCCCUUCCUCCUUCCCACUUGCCCAGAUGUGUGGCCUCCCCCUUUAUUAAACCUUGCCGACACUC
Molecule: messenger RNA, 567 nt
Organism: Anolis carolinensis (green anole)
Lineage: Eukaryota; Metazoa; Chordata; Lepidosauria; Squamata; Anolidae
Product: apolipoprotein C-III
Exons: 4
Coding region: 97-381 (94 amino acids)
Biological process (GO): lipid transport; lipoprotein metabolic process
Cellular component (GO): extracellular region
Molecular function (GO): lipid binding
Source: RefSeq, a predicted model, not a curated record